Molecule: messenger RNA, 291 nt
Organism: Dissoconium aciculare CBS 342.82
Lineage: Eukaryota; Fungi; Ascomycota; Dothideomycetes; Mycosphaerellales; Dissoconiaceae
Exons: 1
Source: RefSeq, a predicted model, not a curated record
UACGAAGAAACACUGGUAAGACCCUUUCACGGUCCCACGAGCUUACAAGCUCGUGGGGUAAGAGCGAAGAUCGAGGACGAGGACCACCUGAUUAGCAUUUCUCGGAAUCUUCUAAUCAUUCAACAUACCCCAGAUCGGAGGUGUCGCACGUGGGUCGCGAGUGCCCUCCACGCCAUCGCGAGCAGAUUUAAGCCGGUUCGAACAGAGAUCGAUAUGCUUGCCAGAAAACAUGUGGCUAGAAUAGAUGCGAACGGUCGAUAUGGGUUCGGCACAAAUGUGUUGGCCGCUUGA